Molecule: messenger RNA, 2125 nt
Organism: Drosophila miranda
Lineage: Eukaryota; Metazoa; Arthropoda; Insecta; Diptera; Drosophilidae
Gene: Hydr2
Product: abhydrolase domain-containing protein 2
Exons: 5
Coding region: 277-1482 (401 amino acids)
Biological process (GO): acylglycerol catabolic process; steroid hormone receptor signaling pathway; medium-chain fatty acid biosynthetic process
Cellular component (GO): sperm flagellum; sperm plasma membrane
Molecular function (GO): monoacylglycerol lipase activity; acetylesterase activity
Source: RefSeq, a predicted model, not a curated record
GUCACACUGCGCACAAGAAACAAAAAUAUUAUAAUUUUGAGCCCCUACAAUUCAAAUCAAAUUCAGUUUCCAGCAAAGUGUUGACUUUCCACGCUGAAUAAAAAUUAAUACAACAAAGUUUUAGAGAAUAUAAAAUCGACGACACAUACAAGUCGGAGCCUUUCCACAUAUAGAGGAGGCAUAAACGAAGGCCAAACGGAUAAUUGGAGAUUGGAUGAUAAGGCAGGCGUGCCGCCGCCAGGUUCCGGGAAAAGUGAACUCUUCUCCGUACCAACGAUGUCCCCCGCCUUCCUGACGUUGGUCGCCGUUGUCGUGUGCAUACUGUUUCGCAUCCUGAACGUGCACAGCCAGCCCCUAAAGCCGAGUGUCUGGUGCCUGGACGAGCAGUUCCUCGAUUACCUCUACAAAAUAGCGCCUGUAUUAAAAGAGCCCUAUAUUCCUCCGCGACUCUGGGGCUUUAGUGGUCAUGUGCAAACGGUUUUGCACAGCAUUGUAGGACGAGUACGUUGCCCGUGGCCCUUGGGAGAGCGAGUCUAUCUCUCCCUGCGUGAUGGCUCCACAUUAACCUACGACCUUUACCAGCCCCUCCACGAGCAAGAGGACGAUGUAACCGUGGCCAUUUGUCCCGGCAUAGCCAACAGCUCGGAAUCGGUUUACAUACGAACCUUUGUUCACUUGGCUCAGUGCAAUGGCUAUCGCUGUGCGGUACUGAAUCACAUUGGAGCUCUGCGCAGUGUCCAGGUUACAUCGACACGCAUCUUUACCUAUGGCCACACCGAGGAUUUCGCCGCCAUGGUGGAAAAUUUACAUCAGAAGUAUCGUCAGAGUCGAAUUGUAGCGGUCGGAUUUAGUUUGGGCGGAAAUCUGGUCACCAAAUACAUGGGCGAGAUGCAGAAGCUCAAGCCACUCAGCGUCAUCGGUGGCAUAUCCAUAUGCCAGGGCUACAAUGCUGUAGAGGGAACCAAAUGGUUGCUGAAUUGGCAAAACUUCCGACGCUUCUACCUAUACAUUAUGACGGAGAAUGUGAAGAGUAUUAUCCUGCGACAUCGCCACAUCCUGCUCUCCGAUGAGGUCAAGACACGUCAUAAUCUGAACGAGCGCGAAAUAAUUGCAGCGGCAACUUUGCCAGAACUGGAUGAGGCCUACACAAGGAAGGUCUAUAAUUUCGGCUCCAUCCAGGAACUGUACAAAUGGAGCUCCUCGCUGUUCUACUUUGAUACAAUAGAGAAGCCCAUGAUAUUUAUAAAUGCUAAGGAUGAUCCAUUGAUACCAGAGGAGUUGUUGCUGCCCAUCAAGGAGUAUGCAAUUACACGACAGAAUACAGCCUAUGUAGAGGUGGCCCAUGGCGGUCAUCUGGGCUUCUACGAGGGCGGUUUCCUUUACCCGAAUCCCGUCACCUGGCUGGAUCGCACACUGGUGGCCAUGGUGGGAUCGCUGGUGAUGAUGCACGCUGAUGUGGGCAAGGGAAACACAAAACUAUAAAAUGUUUUUGUGUGAAAAUCGGAUGCCGCUAUCUAGAUGAAUCUUAAUCAAAGGGAGAAACCGAACGGAAACAAAUAGAACAUACAUAUAAUAAUUGAUGUGAAGCAACUUAAAUUAUCACCAAUGGAAACAGGAACACCAAAAUUGAUGCAUACUUUUGUAAAGUGCAUUUAAAAAUGAGAAUAAUUUAUUACCAGAAUGUUUUGAACAGUUUAUGGGGCAACAUUAACGUUUUAUGAAAUUUCGAAAAGCCAAGCAUAUAAUGUGUCACCCCGAACUAUAUUUUAGUUAGUUUAUUGAUGUAAUACGUAUGUACCCAUGUACUUAUAAGCGAAAUUCCUAUUUAUUAGCAUUCUAAUUUCUAAUCCCGCAGGGUGUAAAAUAUUUUUUAUAUGGUGACUGUACACAAGACACAUACACAUACCACAUACCAGAUACACACGACAUUCAUAUAUUUGAUGCCAGUAAUUAUAAAUUAUAAGUCCCCAGUCGAAAACGCACAAACACUCGCACCAUAUAAAAUAUAACAACCAAAUGCCUUAUUGUAGACUUCGUUUUAUAUAAGUGUAUAUGAUUUUUGAAUAAUUUUAUAUCAUUUUGUACUACGAUGCAUUUUGAGUCAAAGAAAGAAACCAAAAAGAAA